Molecule: messenger RNA, 1716 nt
Organism: Oppia nitens
Lineage: Eukaryota; Metazoa; Arthropoda; Arachnida; Sarcoptiformes; Oppiidae
Product: acetylcholine receptor subunit alpha-like
Exons: 12
Coding region: 124-1716 (530 amino acids)
Biological process (GO): signal transduction; chemical synaptic transmission; nervous system process
Cellular component (GO): neuron projection; postsynaptic membrane; synapse
Molecular function (GO): transmembrane signaling receptor activity; acetylcholine-gated monoatomic cation-selective channel activity
Source: RefSeq, a predicted model, not a curated record
UCGCUAGCAUUCAAUGCUAUUGACUGUAAUCUAGAUGCCAAAAAACUUUAUGAUGAUGUUUUAUCAAGCUAUAAUCGACUAAUACGACCCGUUUAUAACAAUAGCGAUAAACUAAUAGUCAAAAUGGGAUUAAAGUUGACGCAACUUAUUGAUGUGAAUCUCAAGAAUCAAAUUAUGACAACUAAUGUAUGGGUCGAUCAGAAUUGGUACGAUUAUAAGCUUGUUUGGAAACCUGCCGAUUAUGGAGGGGUCGAUAUGCUUCACGUUCCCGCUGAAGACAUAUGGUUACCGGAUAUCGUAUUAUUCAAUAACGCCGAUGGAAACUAUGAGGUGAACCUAUUGACAAAAGCCAUAGUGUAUUAUACGGGACAUGUAGUAUGGAAUCCACCCGCGCUUUACAAGUCUACCUGUAAAAUAGAUGUCGAAUACUUCCCAUUUGAUGUACAACACUGUCUCAUGAAAUUUGGGAGUUGGACUUAUGAUGGACAUGAGGUAGAUUUACGUCACGUCAACCAACACCACGAUUCGAGUGCAAUGGAAGUGGGUAUUGAUAUGAGUGACUUUUAUAAGAGUGUUGAAUGGGAUAUACUGCUGGUUCCGGCCCAAUAUAAUGAAGAAUAUUAUGACGGUCUGCCGGCUCCCUAUCCCGACAUUACCUUCAAUAUAACGCUUAGACGGAAAACCCUGUUCUAUACGGUUAACCUAAUCAUUCCUUGUGUCGGCAUUUCAUUCUUAACUGUUUUAGUAUUUUAUUUGCCGUCCGAUUCGGGCGAAAAGGUCACACUUUCCAUCUCUAUUCUCGUAUCACUCACUGUAUUCUUCUUACUAUUGGCUGAGAUAAUACCCCCAACUAGUCUGGCAGUGCCUCUGUUAGGCAAAUAUUUGUUGUUCACAAUGAUUUUGGUCACGUUAUCCAUAUGUGUUACGGUGGGUGUACUUAAUGUUCACUUUAGGUCGUCAUCUACCCAUCGUAUGUCUCCCUGGGUGCGCACUUUAUUCAUACAUAUGUUGCCGCGACUAUUACUUAUGAAAAGACCAUCUUUUCACGAUUGGACUGAGGAGUUGGCCGCUGUGGCCUCUAAACACAAAUCCAAAGUUGAUUCAUGUAAUGGAGGCUCCAAUGGAUUGCCUUUGAGAAGAAACUCCUACCGAAUGAUGCAAAGAAACACCAAUAAUGGUGGCUAUAGAGUAGAGCCUAUGUCUUCAUACUCUGGUGUUGAUCAGCGCUAUGUCGACAACGACAUACCCGGUCUGCCAUUGAUCUAUCACUACAGCUGUACUCAUGAGUACAAUAAUGUUUUAGACUCGGAGUUAGCGAUGCCUGAAAUGCCUGAAAUGAAUGGCAACACGUUUUGCAAUAUAAAUAAUGAUAACUGUAUUCAUUGGUCUAAUGGACAUAAGGAUGUCAUCGCAAACACAGCACACGAACAGCAGACAAAUCAAAAUCAAUUACUGGGUUCAUCAUUGCAGACAUCAGUGGACGUCCAGAAAGCUAUUCAAAGUAUUUUAGCCAUCGCUGACCAUAUCAGGAAAGAUGACGACGAAAAUAAUGUGAUGGAGGAUUGGAAAUAUGUGGCAAUGGUUCUGGAUCGACUAUUCCUAUGGAUAUUUACUCUAGCAUGUUUAUGUGGCACCUGUGGCAUCAUUUUUCAGGCCCCGUCUCUCUACGAUCAGAGAUCACCUAUCGAUCAACAGCUCUCACAAAUUGGACGAUAA